Phaethon lepturus (White-tailed tropicbird) is the source of this 1728-nucleotide messenger RNA. RefSeq names its product gamma-aminobutyric acid (GABA) A receptor, delta (gene GABRD). The transcript has 9 exons. Gene Ontology annotation, cellular component: membrane; GABA-A receptor complex; synapse. Gene Ontology annotation, biological process: regulation of membrane potential; chemical synaptic transmission; nervous system process. Gene Ontology annotation, molecular function: neurotransmitter receptor activity; extracellular ligand-gated monoatomic ion channel activity; GABA-A receptor activity. NCBI's taxonomy places the organism in Eukaryota, Metazoa, Chordata, Aves, Phaethontiformes, Phaethontidae. The record is from RefSeq and is a predicted model, not a curated record. Bases 227 to 1585 code for a protein of 452 amino acids.
GAGGAGAGUGCCCCGCUACCUGCUCCGGAUUUCUGGCUGCCUGCAUGGCUCCCGGGCGCUGCAGAGAUUGUGGGGGCUGCUGCUGCUGAGCAACAAUACAUUUCUUUGAACUCAACCUCAACUUAUACCAGUAAGCAGGGAUGGCAACACUACUGGAGCUUUGGAGCUGCCAAGAGAGCCAGGGAACCUGGGUUUUGGUUGCCACUGUCUAAUACAUGGGAGUAAAAUGGAAUUUCUUACCUGGGUUUUUCCUGCCUUGGUUCUACUGUGCACCCAACAGCACAGGUGUAUCAGAGCUAUGAAUGACAUCGGAGAUUACAUAGGUUCCAACAUUGAAAUAUCCUGGUUACCCAACCUGGAUGACUUGAUGAAGGGUUAUGCACGUAAUUUCAGGCCUGGGAUUGGAGGUCCUCCUGUUAAUGUUGCUCUUGCAAUUGAAGUAGCCAGCAUUGAUCACAUCUCAGAAGUGAACAUGGAAUAUACCAUGACGGUGUUUUUACACCAGAGUUGGCGAGAUGACCGGCUGUCUUACAACCACACCAAUGAAACUUUGGGCUUAGACAGCCGGUUUGUGGACAAGCUCUGGUUGCCAGAUACUUUCAUAGUAAAUGCCAAGUCUGCCUGGUUCCAUGAUGUGACCGUGGAAAACAAACUUAUCAGGCUCCAGCCAGAUGGAGUCAUUUUAUACAGCAUCAGGAUUACCUCAACAGUGGCCUGUGACAUGGACCUUUCCAAGUAUCCAAUGGAUGAGCAAGAAUGCAUGUUGGAUUUGGAGAGCUAUGGCUACUCUUCAGAGGACAUCGUCUACCACUGGUCAGAAAACCAGGAGGAGAUCCAUGGGCUGGAUAAGCUGCAGCUUGCUCAAUUCACAAUUACCAGUUACCAGUUCACAACAGAAAUGAUGAACAUCAAAUCUGCAGGUCAGUUUCCCAGGCUCAGUCUCCACUUCCACCUUCGGCGCAAUCGAGGAGUUUACAUCAUUCAGUCUUAUGUUCCUUCUAUCCUACUAGUGGCCAUGUCAUGGGUAUCCUUCUGGAUCAGUCAGUCAGCUGUGCCUGCCAGAGUGUCACUAGGUAUAACUACUGUUCUUACUAUGACUACACUGAUGGUCAGUGCCCGAUCUUCACUUCCACGAGCAUCUGCCAUCAAGGCACUUGAUGUUUACUUCUGGAUUUGCUAUGUGUUUGUCUUUGCCGCACUAGUAGAAUAUGCAUUUGCACAUUUCAAUGCUGACUACAUGAAAAAGCAAAAGAACAAGAUAAAGGCAAGAAGGCAGAGUGGAGAGAUAAAUGUGAAGAAUGCCAUUGUUCUGUUUUCCCUUUCCAUAGCUGGUGUGAACCAGGAACUGGCCAUUUCCAAUAGGCAGCACCGAAUUCCCAGAAGCCUGCCUGGAUCAUAUGGCACAAUAGAAAUAGAAACUGGAGAGACAAAACAGCAGCAAGUAAUGAAACUGGAUAAAAAGAGUGGUCUGAAGUCCCUCUUUAAGCCCAUUGAUGCUGAUACCAUUGAUAUAUAUGCCAGAGCCGUGUUCCCAGCAGCCUUUGCAGCAGUCAAUGUUAUAUACUGGGUUGCAUACACAAUGUAAAAAAAAAAAAAAAAAAAAAAGAAAAAUUAACGUGAAGAGCUAUGAAUUGAACAAUACAUACGGACUACAAAGCCCUUGCUGAAACUGUAUUAGUCCAUCUCAUCUCAACAUAUUUUCCAGUGAGCUCGAGACAUUUCUGAAGU